This is a messenger RNA of Spirodela intermedia, 1697 nucleotides long. NCBI's taxonomy places the organism in Eukaryota, Viridiplantae, Streptophyta, Magnoliopsida, Alismatales, Araceae. The record is from the annotation of a GenBank genome assembly.
AUGGAAGAUGGUGGGAGAAGCUGCUCUGCAGAUCCCUCGUCAAAUGAUCAUAUGAAGGGAGAGUCUAGGGAAUCCCCUGAGCAAGCUGGGACGCAAAACCAAACAGGAGCAGGACGUCCGGAAAGAGAGAGAUCUGAAGAUUUGACGUGGCUUUGGUCCCUCCCCGAAUCCCAACUAGUGAGUCGUAUUUCCAGUUCCCCUUAUUCUAAUCAGUCGUUCUUUUUCAGACAAACCUUAUUUCUUUCCCUUUUGUGAGGACGAUUGCACUAUCAGAGCGACUUGUAAUGCCGUAUGAUGAUGAAAUUACUUCUCAGAAAUCUCUCUUCUUUCUCAUGGCUUCGGAAACUGGCGUCCUCCUGUGUGUUCUAAUUUCUUCCCUUCGGUUAAGUUCUAAGUUAAGUUAUUUUGCAUAUCGUAUAGUCCUCUCAUGUAAGCGCAUCUCACUCAGUGAAUGGAGGUAACUUCAGUUUCAUCCGUGGUUAGUGAGUCCUCCCAGUAGAAGUCCUGAUCGAAGUGAUCAAUGGGUAAAACGAGGGCGUGCAUACUAGGUGGGUUUCUAUAUGCAAAUUAAGAAAUUUGUGGGGAUGUUUAAUAUAUGUUGAACACGAGGUUGUAAGUCUGGAUCACUCUUUAUCGGUCUCUCCCAUAUUGCAGCCAUAUUGGACUAUCUAUGUUCUACGAUGGGGGAGUACACAGAGUCACACCCAUGGACUAGGAAUGGUUAGUUUUCCACGACCAUUAGCUGAUUCUUUUGACUAUUUCAUUCACUUUCGUAGUUUUUAUCUUUCAAUUCAAAUCAUUCAACCUUUUCUGGUCCCAUUACAUCCAGGAUUCUGGAUUUUAAUGUUUCUUCUAUUAUUGGUACUAAGUCAAAAUCACUAUUGUUCAUAUGUUCCUUUGCAAUUUGACUCAUAUGUCUUUAAACUAUUCUAUUACUGAAUUAGCUUUUUUUGUUAAAAUCCAACGCUCUUUGCCUCUUCGCCCAUGCAAUGGUUUUGAGAAAUAUUUAUAGCUGUCUGCACAUGGAAUGUGAGGUUUCAUGUUCAAAUUACCUGGGUGACAGAUGACCUACCAAUAUAUCCUUAAAAAUGCGCCAUAAAUUUUUCUCACGAACAGAAACCAAAACUCCUUUGCAGGAUUUGCUGAUUUGUCUAAAGGAAUUAGCCAUUUUACGUUCCAGAAAUGCGGGCCACGAGGAGCUUGCUGAGAAGUUUGACCCACAGAUGCUGGGCAUGCUUGGUACGCGCUCAUCUGUCUCUGAAUGAAAUUAAUUUUUGUGCUAUUAUAGAUGUAUAUUUUUUAUUCAAGGAGACGAUGCUAUCAUCGAUCAAAGAAAAUAUCAAUUCCGUGGAUCUGCACUAAGAAUCCGAUUCUCUCUCAUCCCUCACUGUCCAUGUGGUUCGAAACCCACAGUUCUUCUAAUUGCCCGUGGCAAAAACCCCUCGUGUGGUGUCUACGCAGGGGCCUUCGUGCUGGAAUACGUCAAGGAGAGGAUAAAGGGCUCGUCGAUCUUCCCCUACUCCUCCGAGGAGCUGGAAUCGCUCAGCGGCCGGCAGAUGGCUCCGCAAGAGUCCCAAACUCCGGUUACAGAAGACUCUACACGACUCCGGAUGCCCCCCGGAGAAGGAGGGCUUCAGUUGGGUGAUAUAGAUGCCCUGGUUAUCCCUGUUUUCCACGUUGACCUCGGCCGAAUCUGA